Molecule: messenger RNA, 1542 nt
Organism: Sclerotinia borealis F-4128
Lineage: Eukaryota; Fungi; Ascomycota; Leotiomycetes; Helotiales; Sclerotiniaceae
Source: the annotation of a GenBank genome assembly
AUGACCCAAAGUCAGCGGUCAAGAUACUUGAAGACAGGAGGAAUUCUGCUCUUCGUUAUCUUCUUAUUCUAUUAUCUGUCCCCAAAAGGUACGCAGGUAUCAAACACUGUUGGAAAUGCCGUCGAUAUAGUUAAAAGUGGAAAUGAUGGACAAUCGCCAUCCGACUCGACAUAUGGGACAACGAAGUGCUCGAAAUCCUCUAGCAAGUCGAAACCGAUUGUUCAAUAUGCCAUCAUGAUCGAUGCUGGCAGUACCGGUUCUCGAGUUCACGUAUAUAAGUUCAAUAACUGCGGUCCUUCGCCAGAGUUGGAGCACGAAGAAUUCCAAAUGACGGAAAAGAAAGAUGGAGGUUCCGGAUUGAGCUCCUUUGGAGCCGACGCUGAAGGCGCCGCAAAGAGUCUCGAUAUGCUUAUGGAUGUUGCAGUGAAAACUGUUCCAGACGCACUUAAGUCUUGCACUCCUGUGGCUGUUAAGGCUACUGCUGGUUUACGAAAACUUGGUCCGGAAUUGAGCACCAAAAUUCUUGAAGCUGUUCGUACCAGAUUGGAGACUGUCUAUCCGUUCGCGGUUGUAUCAGAUGAAAAGGGUGGUGUCCAGGUUAUGGAAGGUACCGAUGAGGGUGUCUACGCUUGGAUUACUACAAACUUUUUACUCGGAAACAUUGGAGGCCCAGCUCCUGGAGUUACUGCAGCAGUUUUCGAUCUUGGUGGAGGCUCGACCCAAGUUGUCUUUGAACCCAAGUACAAAUUACCUGAGAAAAUGGCCGAAGGUGAUCAUAAAUACAAGCUUACGUUUGGUGGAAGAGAUUUCGAGCUUUAUCAACACUCUCAUUUGGGAUUUGGUCUCAUGGCUGCCCGUGAAACUAUUCACAAGACUCUCAUCGAUGACGUUCAUGCGGCUAAUCCUACGGAUCUCGCUUGGGCCGCAUCGCCAAUCGUCAACCCUUGUAUCGCACCAGGCAUGAACCGUUCGGUCGAUGUUGCAUUCGACGAGAAACAUCCUCUUCGUUCUAAAUUAGGAGAGAGCAACGAAUUCGUCAUGAAGGGCCCUUCUUCCCCAUCCCCAGCUCAAUGUCGUAAGCUUGCAGAGAAGAUCCUGUUCAAGGAAGCCGAAUGCAAAGUUGCACCUUGCUCCUUCAAUGGUGUUCAUCAACCCUCUUUAGAAAAGACCUUUCAACACGAGGAUGUCUAUACUUUCUCAUACUUCUUUGAUCGUACAGACCCUCUCGGAAUGCCAGAAUCUUUUACUCUACGGGAAUUGCAUGAUCUUACCAGCCAAGUUUGUGGCGGUGCCUCUCAUUGGGAUAUGUUUACUGCUAUUCCUGAUGCUAUCAAGGAAUUGAAGGAUAGACCCGAAUGGUGCCUUGAUUUGAACUUCAUGAUGGCUUUGUUGCACACGGGUUACGAAAUGCCAAUUGAUAGAGAGGUCAAGAUUGCAAAGAAGCUCAAGGGUAAUGAGCUUGGAUGGUGUCUUGGUGCUAGUCUUCCAUUGCUUGAGGCAGGCUCCGGAUGGACAUGUCGCGUUAAGGAAGUCUCUAAAUGA